Molecule: messenger RNA, 2195 nt
Organism: Megalobrama amblycephala (Wuchang bream)
Lineage: Eukaryota; Metazoa; Chordata; Actinopteri; Cypriniformes; Xenocyprididae
Gene: septin7b
Product: septin 7b
Exons: 16
Coding region: 158-1477 (439 amino acids)
Biological process (GO): cilium assembly; cytoskeleton-dependent cytokinesis
Cellular component (GO): septin complex; cell division site; septin ring
Molecular function (GO): molecular adaptor activity; GTPase activity; GTP binding
Source: RefSeq, a predicted model, not a curated record
CCAAAGUUGAGGCACGUACUUUGCGUAAUCAUCCUCCAUUCAUGUGAACGGUCUCUACGCCGUUGGCGUAGCAGAGUUUUGCGGAAGUGGUAACAAGGGGAAUGUAGGGCUGCCAAAGAACGAUCGGUUUCUAAAGCGGCGUUUGAACAUCAACAUCAUGGCACAGCAGAAGAAUCUGGAGGGAUACGUGGGCUUUGCGAGCCUCCCCAACCAAGUGUACAGAAAGUCAGUGAAGCGGGGCUUUGAGUUCACUCUGAUGGUUGUGGGAGAGUCAGGGUUGGGAAAGUCCACGCUGAUAAACUCUCUGUUCCUGACGGAUCUGUACUCUGGAGAAUACCCCGGGCCUUCGCACAGAAUCAAGAAAACAGUUCAGGUGGAGCAAUCCAAAGUGUUGAUGAAGGAAGGGGGCGUCCAGCUUCUUCUCACGAUAGUGGACACUCCGGGAUUUGGAGACGCUGUGGACAACAGCAACUGCUGGCAGCCGGUCAUCGAUCACAUCGACAGUAAGUUUGAGGAUUAUCUGAACGCCGAGUCCCGCGUGAACAGACGGCAGAUGCCGGACAGCAGAGUGCACUGCUGCCUGUAUUUCAUCGCUCCCUCAGGUCAUGGACUGAAACCUUUGGACAUCGAGUUUAUGAAACGGUUGCAUGAGAAGGUCAACAUCAUCCCACUGAUUGCCAAAGCAGAUACCCUAACCCCCGAAGAGUGCCAACAGUUCAAGAAACAGAUUAUGCGAGAAAUCCUGGAGCACAAGAUCAAAAUCUACGAGUUUCCAGAGACGGAUGAUGAGGAAGAAAACAAGAUCGUGAAGAAAAUCAAAGAGGAGCCUUGUGUAUCCAACGCACUUGUUUCAAAAGCAAAAGAUCGGUUGCCCCUGGCUGUGGUCGGAAGCAACACCAUCAUCGAGGCGAACGGCAAGAAGGUUAGAGGAAGGCAGUACCCGUGGGGAGUGGCAGAAGUUGAGAAUGGAGACCACUGUGAUUUCACACUCUUAAGGAAUAUGCUCAUCAGAACCCACAUGCAGGACCUCAAGGACGUGACGAAUAACGUCCAUUAUGAGAACUACAGAAGCAGGAAGCUUGCGGCUGUCACCUGUAACGGAAUCGACAACAACAAAACCAAAGGCCAGCUCACCAAAGGUGACACGGUUGAAGGCAUGAGUCCCCUCGCCCAGAUGGAGGAGGAGAGAAGGGAGCAUGUGACCAAGAUGAAGAAGAUGGAGAUGGAGAUGGAGCAGGUCUUUGAGAUGAAAGUCAAGGAGAAGAUCCAGAAGCUGAAAGAUUCAGAGGCGGAGCUGCAGCGGCGUCAUGAGCAGAUGAAGAAGAACCUGGAGGCUCAGCAUAAGGAGCUGGAGGAGAGACGGCGUCAGUUUGAGGAGGAGAGAUCGACCUGGGAGACCCAGCAGAGGAUCCUGGAGCAGCAGAAAAUGUACGUGAUGACUUUGGAAAAGAACAAGAAGAAAGGGAAGAUCUUUUAAGAUGAUUUCAAAGAUGACCAGGUGGUUCUCAUUGGCCAAUCCUCCCCGACCCGACACCCGCGUCGCUCAGACUCGGAGCUGUUCGUGGACCUUCAUGAGCGUCAAGCCAAACCCUUACCGAUCUAAAACAAAUUCACUCCCCAGCUGAUGUCCGCUGUUAUUAUUCCAAAUUUAGUGAUGCCGAAUAACACGAACCUCCAUAACAGAAUAUGACCCCCGCUGAAAACAUGUGAACCUGAAGAAACCCGCGUAACGUGGCCAAAUUAAACAAUUGUAAAUGCACAGAUGGCGUCCGGAGGGGAUGGGCAAACGUAUUAUUUGCUCCUUUUGGCUUCUGAUUUAGUUUUUCUCUUACUGCAGAAGUGUUUCCAAAGUAUAGUGUCUGUCUCGUCAAUAUCCUUUGACCACCUCCUAUAACUUCAUUAAUGUUAUUUCAGUUAUUUUUUUAUAUAUUAUAUAUAAAUAUGUAUACGUACACCAAGACAGCUAACGUAAUAUUUUUUUGUAUGUUUAUUAGACUGGUGUCUUAAUACAUGGACGGUCUUUAUUACUCUCGAACGGUCGACUGGUUUCAGCAUGUUUGUCUGCUGUACAGUAUUUCCAGCUGUUAUAGGACAGAACCAGUCCAAAACUUGUUUUUCUUAUGUUCUCCAUCUAUGUAUUUUUAAUUUUAUUUUUCAUUUGUAUUGUACAGUCUCUUAAUAAACUUGUGAUGAUA